Molecule: messenger RNA, 1703 nt
Organism: Odobenus rosmarus divergens (Pacific walrus)
Lineage: Eukaryota; Metazoa; Chordata; Mammalia; Carnivora; Odobenidae
Gene: ICAM3
Product: intercellular adhesion molecule 3
Exons: 7
Coding region: 1-1650 (549 amino acids)
Biological process (GO): cell-cell adhesion
Cellular component (GO): membrane
Molecular function (GO): integrin binding
Source: RefSeq, a predicted model, not a curated record
AUGGCGCCCUCGGAGCUGCUGCCUAGGGUCUGCGGGACUUCACCCAUCACCCUGCUUCUGGUCUGCUGUCUGCUGCCCCCAGGUGCCCAGGGACAGCAGUUCCCACUGAGGCUGGAGGUCCAGACCCCCGUGGUGCCUGCCGGAGGGUCCUUGUUGGUCAACUGCAGUACAGAUUGUCCCAAUCCUAAACUCAUCACCCUAGAGACAUCCCUAUUCAAGGAGGCAGUGGGCAAUGGCCUGGGCUGGGCAGCCUUCCAGCUCAGCAAUGUGACUAGUGACAGCCAGGUCUUCUGCUCCGGCUUCUGCAAUAACAUCCAGAUGAAAUGCUCCUCUAACAUCACAGUGUACCGGUUCCCGGAGCGAGUGGAGCUGUUACCCCUACCCCGCUGGCAGCCCGUGGGUGAAAACUUCACUCUGCGCUGCCAGGUGGCCGGUGGGACGCCCCGGGACAGCCUCUUCGUGGUGCUGCUCCGCGGGGAGGAGGAGCUGAGCCGGCAGCCGGCCUCUAGGGAGCCCGCCGAGGUCGAGGUCACGGUCCCGGUGCUGGCGGGCAGAGACGACCACCUCGCCAAUUUCUCCUGUCGCACAGACCUGGACCUGAGGCCCCAAGGGCUGAGACUGUUCCAGAACAUCUCGGCCCCCAGGCAGCUCCGAACUUUUGCACUGCCCAUGACCACUCCACACCUCGUUGUCCCUCGGUUCUUGGAGGUGGGAACGACUUCGUCCCUGAACUGCACCCUGGACGGGCUGUUCCCGGCCUCCGAGGUCCAGGUCCAACUGGCGCUGGGGCACCAGACUCUGAAUUCUACGGUCGAGAGCCACGGGAACACGAUCACGGCUACGGCCACAGCCACAGCGAGCGUGGGGCAGGAGGGCACCCAGGAGGUUAUCUGCAACAUGACAUUGGGGAGCGACAGCAGGGAGGCCCGGGAGAACUUGACCAUCUACAGCUUCCAGGGUCCCAUCCUAAACCUGAGUGAGCGCAGCGCCCCCGAGGGAACCGCAGUGGUUGUGACUUGCUUGGCCGGACCCCGAGUCCGGGUCACGCUGGAGGGUCUUCCAGCUGCGGGGCCUGGACAGCCUGCCCAGUUUCAGCUAAACGCCACCGAGAGGGACGACAGGCGCAUUUUCUUCUGCAAUGCCAGCCUCGAGAUGGAUGGGAAUAUCUUACAAAGAAACAGCAGCGUCCAGUUGCGUGUCCUGUACGGUCCCAAGAUUGACCAAGCCAAAUGUCCUCAGCGCUUGACGUGGAAAGAUAAGACUAUCCAUCUCCUGCAGUGCCAGGCUCGGGGCAACCCGGACCCCCAGCUGCACUGUUUCCAGGAAAGCUCCGGGGUCGAGGUGCCCAUCGGGAUCCCAUUCCUCGUCGGGUUAAACUAUAGUGGUACCUACUCCUGCAAGGCGGCCAGCUCACGAGGCACACACACUUUGACUGUGGUGAUGAACGUUCGGGCUCAGAACUCCCACGCCGUCACCAUCGUCCUGGGGGUGUUAGUGGUUCUGGGCGUGGUGACUAUCGUCGCGGCCUUACUGUGUGUCUUCAGUGUGCAGAAGCGGAGUGACAUCUACCAUGUGAACCAGGGGAACACUUGGUUGCCCCUGACAUCUAAGCAGCCCGAGGUAGUCACCUCGGGCGAGAAUCCAUCCUGAGCCUCCAGCUGGGGUAAUGCUGGACCAAGGACGAUGGGGGUUUGGCGGUAUCC